Molecule: messenger RNA, 4694 nt
Organism: Peromyscus maniculatus bairdii (prairie deer mouse)
Lineage: Eukaryota; Metazoa; Chordata; Mammalia; Rodentia; Cricetidae
Gene: B4galt1
Product: beta-1,4-galactosyltransferase 1
Biological process (GO): carbohydrate metabolic process; protein N-linked glycosylation
Cellular component (GO): Golgi apparatus
Molecular function (GO): beta-N-acetylglucosaminylglycopeptide beta-1,4-galactosyltransferase activity; cytoskeletal protein binding
Source: RefSeq, a predicted model, not a curated record
GUUUCUCACUAACCCCAAGGGCUACCCGCCAGUCCUCUUGGCCUCACACGCUACUUGUCCCAAGCGCACACCCGAGAGCAGCUCGUUGAACGAGGAGGCACGGUCUGAAGAGACUUAAGCCCCACGGUGAACGCUAGAAGGAAAAGCCGAGCGCCGCUGGGCGUGGGAUGCCGGUUCAAGCCCUGGAUGCAGUGGGGCUGGCGGAGCGCCACGUUUAGUCCCCAGGAGCCGCUGCGUCCUGCAUCCAUCCCACCCUCCCGUGGGCCCGCCCCUCAAGCCCCGCCCUCCCUUAGCGGCCUGAAACCCCGGCUGAAGGUCCCGCCCCUUGGUCUCUUCCAUUCCCCCGCCCCCUCGUCCCUCAAGCCCCGCCCUCCUCAGAGACCCGCGUUGCGGCCCCGCCCCUGAGGCCCCGCCCCCUCAGGUUCCGCUCUCCUCGCCUUCUGAAAACCCGGUGGAGGCCCCGCCCCCGGCGGAGGCCCCGCCCCGUGCCCAUCCGCGCCUGUGGCUCCCUGCUGAUCUCUCCUGAGUCCGGCGGCCCGGGGUGUCGGCUUUCCGCCGCGGGCGGCCGGCGCUGCGCUCCCUAGCUUCCCCCCCCACCUCGGCCCCUCCCUCGAUCGCUGUGGUCGGGUAGCUCCUGGCGGGCGGCCUGCGGGCGGGCCGCCCUCUCGGCCGUAGCCCACCCCCUCUUAAAGCCGCGGCGGGAAGAUGAGGUUUCGGGAACCGCUCCUGGGCGGCAGCGCCGCGAUGCCGGGCGCGACCCUACAGCGGGCCUGCCUCCUGCUCGUGGCCGUCUGCGCGCUGCACCUCGGCGUCACCCUGGUCUACUACCUCUCGGGCCGCGACCUGAGCCGCCUGCCCCAGCUGGUGGGAGUUUCCCCGCCACUUCAGGGCGGCACGAGCGGCGGCGCCGCCGCCAGCAAGCAGCCCUCGGGAGAGCUCCGGCCUCGGGGCGCGCGACCGCCGCCUCCUUUAGGAGUCUCCUCGAAGCCUCGGCCGGGUCCCGACACCAGCCCUGGUGCGGCUUUUGACCCCGGCCUGAAGAGCAACUUGACUUCGGUCCCAGUGCCCCCUACCACUGCGCUGUUGUCGCUACCCGCUUGCCCGGAGGAGUCCCCGCUGCUCGUUGGCCCCAUGGCGAUUGAAUUUGAUAUUACUGUGGAUCUGGAGCUUUUGGCAAAGAAGAACCCAGAGGUAAAGAUGGGCGGUCGUUACUCCCCCAAGGACUGUAUUUCUCCUCACAAGGUGGCCAUCAUUAUCCCAUUCCGCAACCGGCAGGAGCACCUCAAAUACUGGCUGUAUUAUUUGCACCCGGUCCUACAGCGCCAGCAACUGGACUAUGGCAUCUACGUCAUCAACCAGGCUGGAGACACCAUGUUCAAUCGAGCUAAGCUCCUCAACAUUGGCUUUCAAGAGGCCUUGAAGGACUAUGACUACAACUGCUUCGUGUUCAGUGAUGUGGACCUCAUUCCGAUGGACGACCAUAAUGCCUACAGGUGUUUUCCGCAGCCACGGCACAUUUCUGUUGCCAUGGACAAGUUUGGGUUUAGCCUGCCGUAUGUUCAGUAUUUUGGAGGUGUCUCUGCUCUCAGUAAACAACAGUUUCUUGCCAUCAAUGGAUUUCCUAAUAAUUAUUGGGGCUGGGGAGGAGAAGACGAUGACAUUUUUAACAGAAUAGUUCAUAAAGGCAUGUCUAUAUCACGCCCAAAUGCUGUAGUUGGAAGGUGUCGCAUGAUACGACACUCAAGAGACAAGAAAAAUGAGCCCAAUCCUCAGAGGUUUGACCGGAUUGCGCACACAAAGGAAACUAUGCGCUUUGAUGGUUUGAACUCACUUGCCUACAAGGUGUUGACAGUACAAAGAGACCCAUUAUAUACCAAAAUCACAGUGGACAUCGGGACACCAAGAUAGCAGUUUGGAACAAAUAAGAGACCUUAAAAUGGCCAGGGACCUCCAGUGUGUGUCUCUGCCCGUCGACUGGGCUGGUCCCUCUCAUUUGUUACAGUCUGAAUGGUAGUUUUCCUUGCUAUCAUUCAGACACCUUUCCAGAUGCCCAGGGUGAAUGUAACAUUUGCUCCCAGCCUGGCUCGGCACUGGAUGAAAUUCUACAAGGUGUUUAUCAGUGUAAAAAUGGUCAGCCUUUGGAGGCUUCUUGGACAUGUCCAUCGUGUGGUCUCCAAAGAGGCAGAACUGUACACAGAUCAAAACGUAGUGACUGUGAGUCACAUUCCCACUGCUGAGACUGCUAGAUUAUGAAAUGGGUAAGAACUUUGCUUUAAUCAGUGAUGUCUAUACUUCAUGACAAAUUGGAGACUGCUGCUGGAUUCAGAUUGAUGUGAUAAUCUUGAAUUUUUAAUACAAAAAAAAAAUCAAAAUUUCAAUCAGUCUCAUGUUCUGUCCCUGUCCUAUGUCCUCUCAUUGUAUGCAACUAUUACAAUCACGGUGUGUGUGUGCUUUCUUAGCAAAAAAAUUUUAAAACUUGAGCCUGGAGCUUGGUACUCUGUUAGUGUGUGGAUUCCAAGGCUUGCACUCAGAGCAGGAGCUUGGGUACUCCCACUCACAUGACCUGUCUCCAGAUCCCUGUCUGAUUUCUGAAUGUAAAGUUUUGUUUUGGGGGGGGUUGUUUAUUUGUUUGUUUUUUAAGAAGCAGUUUGUAGUGUUUUAAAGAAUAAAUCGAGUGCUUCUAAUUAUGCUAUAGCUUGAUUUUAUGUUGAUCCAAAUUGGAAUAGCUAUUGAGUGUUAAGUCAUGACAAUUUAUUUUUCUAGGCAUGCUAUGUAAACUUGAAUUUCCUAUGUAUUUUUCUUGUGGUAUUUUAAAUGUGGGGAAGGGAUUGAUUAUUUUUUAGGGAGAAAAAUAAUGUAUGCUGUAGUGGUCACAAAUGAGCCUCUGAUUUGGCUGGCAGGCCAGGUUUUACAAAGAGCAAAAUUACCCUCAGGCCCCUUGAUGAGGGCAAAGCAUACAGGUCAGCAUUAUCCUGCCAGACCUCCGGGUCAGGAACUCAGGAGACAGCAUCUGCCUCCCUGGCAGAACUCUCCCUCCUCUCCCCCAGGGGGGCCGGGUGGAGGGGCCCUCAGCCUCCUAGAACUGACCCCUCAGGCCCUGGCUGUGGGGUUGAAAAUCUCAGCAGUCCUUGUUUACCAUCCCUCAGCCUAGUACCACACUCCCUGACCCACCAAAGUCGCAGUUCUCUCCUUCCUCCUGCUCUUCCUUCUCCCUUUUCACACCUUUGCUUUCUCCCCCAAAAUGUCCUGGGGCACUCAGGGUCAGACUGCAUUCUCCAGCAUGAUUGUGCCUUUUAAUUAGAGGUCUAGAAAGUUCCCCGGAACCCACACCCUGCUCUUCCUGAGAAUCCUGGUGCCGAUAAAGCCCCUCAUCGCCACUCAGGGUUUUAGCAGGUGCUCCCGUUCCUCCAUCUAACCCACGGGGUCAUUCACAAACUCACUUGUGCUGAUGUACAAUGCCGGGGUGACUCACCUGUGCUGAUGUACAGUGCCGGGGUGACUCACCUGUGCUGAUGUACAGUGCCGGGGUGACUCACCUGUGCUGAUGUACAGUGCCGGGGUGACUCACCUGUGCUGAUGUGCAGUGCUGGGGUAACUCUCCUGUGCUGAUGUACAGUGCCUGGGGUGACUCACCUGUGCUGAUGUACAGUGCUGGGGUGACUCACCUGUGCUGAUGUACAGUGCUGGGGUGUGAGAUAACCCGAAGCAUUUAGACCAUCAGGCUGGGAGGGCUUGUAAAGUGCAGCCUGGGUAGAGGUCCUAAGAUUACAGUCUGGUCUCCAGCUGAGUGUAGAUGCUGAGCAGAGGGAUGGCCCUCAUCUUACCUGUGCCUUUAUUGCUUUGAGCAUCACAGUGUCUAACUUGCUGCUUUUUCCAGAAGCUUCUUUUAAUGUGUGGGUUAGAAACUAUUAUCCCAGCCAAAGCAGGCAGGCUGUGUAAGGUCUGUGCUCUCUCAAUUCCCCGUGCCUCUAGAAGGCCAUUAAAACGGAGACUGGCUUUGGGGAAACGGAGAGGACUUUUUUCCUGUCCCCAGAUCCUGACUUUUCCCAAGUGCCUUAAAGGAAGGGAGACAUGCUGAGUGGGGUCUUCUGUGUCACCUCCUUUACUCCUAAAGCGAAACUGCCUCUUCCCUGUGCUGGUCCUCCUGGCUUGGUUCAUUCUCAGAACCAAGGGGAAUGGUGUGGCCCGUCCCUCCACCUUCCAGCAUUCUCUGGGGCACCUCAGGCCCGGGGCACAACUAAGAGACAGUGGGGCCUGGGCAUUUGCCUGGCCCAGGAGAUGCCGUCCUCAGCAGCUUCCCUGGGGGCUGGAGGGUUGAGGAGUCGGGGAGCAUUUCCUUCACCUGGGGGCUCGGACCCCGGUGAAGGUCACGUGCUGUGCCUUUCUCUGUCUAUAAUUUUGCUGGUGACCUAUGUAGAGUGGCCUUUGGGAAAGAUCAGUGCCACAGGAAGGCAAAGGCAAUGCUGUGCUGGCCUUCAGCCUGGCAGGGUCUGCACUGGCCACUGGGCUGUUUUAGACACCUGUGAUGCUGUGUAUGUUUUGUGACAUCCCAUGUAUGCAAAUGUGUGUAUUUACCAAUGGGGCUGGGGCGGGGGUGGGGAGCUGUCUCUGACCUUGAUGUUCAGAACAGACAACUGUAUUUUUGCCUUUGAAAUGCAGUAAUAUAACAUGAAUAAAUGACCCUAUCUUUGUAA